Molecule: messenger RNA, 19430 nt
Organism: Coregonus sp. 'balchen'
Lineage: Eukaryota; Metazoa; Chordata; Actinopteri; Salmoniformes; Salmonidae
Source: the annotation of a GenBank genome assembly
AUGACGAUGUUCUCACCCAAGACCAAUGUUCAGAAGAAGACCCCAGGACCUACAAAGACCAACAAGAAGAUGUAAGCAGACCACCAUGUCCAGAUAUAUUUAUGGCUGGCCGGUUGCUCAGACAGUACAAUGCCUAGACCUGGCCUAAAAAGUACUUUCAUGGAAAAUCUUCAAUGAACAUGCUUUUAGACAAGGAGUAGGAUUAGUCCUAGUCUGGGAAUCCGGCCCUUUGUUUUGUACAACAUUUCUGUAGUUUUUUUCUAUAUGAAUAUCAACAUAAUUCUGCUUUAUUUUAGAGGAUGUCUCUUUAGUGAUUACCCAGGAGACACUGCAGCACCCAGUGUCCCACACACUAACCUCAGUACAGUCAAAACCCCUACACCAGUUUGCUGCUUUCAAUACUCGGGUAACUCUCUCUCUCUCUCUCUCUCUCUCUCUCUCUCUCUCUCUCUCUCUCUCUCUCUCUCUCUCUCUCUCUCUCGCUCGCUUUCUUUCUCUCUUUUUACCAUACUUUCAAAUGUUCUGUUUUUGCUUUACCAAGAAUCAUACAAGCUAAUAUAUUGGGUUAAUAUAUAUAUAUAUUUUUUUGUCUUCUCUGCCCAGGAGAUGGAAAGCAGAUUCUGUGUGGUCUGGGAGACAGAUCUGUAUUGUUGUACAAGUCCUCCCUCACAGGCAGUCCAGCAGUUUACACAGGUAGUGGGGCAAGAACACACACACUCACACACACACACUGAUUAGAAACCUCUCAAGCUGUGUUUAUUUGACCUCAAGACAGUGUUUUGGUCCACUGUUCCCUUUUCCUCCUUUUCACUCUCCUUUCAAAUAAGUCUCAGCAAAAAAGCAAAGCAGCCGAAACCUUAAAACCCAAAGAACAGGACGGAGUGUGGUUUUUGAUUAAUGGUUAUUUGUUUUAUUAUUUAUUGAACCACCGUUUUUGUUUAUCUAUCUCGCCUGUCGAUCAUGUUGAGGAAUGACGUUCUAGCUCUGAGGAGAAUCCACGCAACUGACUGGUAAUGUUUUUUCUGCCGCUGUGGAGAGGAUUGUUUUUCUUUCUCUCCCACUUUAUUGCUGAGGGUGAAGCUUAGUUACUAUAUGGCUGACAAUUAAAGAGAGGAACUGAGCUUAUAACCCUGUUUUUAGAAGCCUAGUGGAAAACAGACUAAAUCACUACCUAGCUUAUUUUCACACUGUUCUCAGCCCAAGCUAUCCAAGCCCCAAAGUCUUCCCUAUCCAUGAUGAAGUAGUAUCCUGCACCAGAGUCACAUUCACUUUAAAAUCUUACAGGCUUUUUAGCCUGUAUGCUAGGAACUGUUUGAUGGAGUGAGUGUUGCUGGCCUUUGCCUUAAUGCUGCAUUACUGUUUUCAUAUAUAGCGUGAAUUAAGUGAAUACUCUUCAGAAUGCUAUUUGAACUCAACUAUUAUCAGAGAUUUUCUUUACUGUUGAUACAGGGUAGGCUUAGCCUAUGAUGAUUUACUUAUUUAAUCUGGGAUUGUAAACGAUACUGGAAACAGGUCCAGAGGCUCAAGAUGAAAGGCUUCAGGUGAAGAUCCAAACAUCCACCCAUAUCCUCUAACUUCUAGAUUUAAACAAAUUACCUCCUGGUGAUGGUGAAGCAUUAUCUGGUUCUCUGCCACAAGGUGAGCGUGAGUUAGGUGUUUGAUAAAUGUUGUCUUUUACCUUCUUCCGAGAAAGAGAAGGACUUAUCGACGGUUUGGAAAGAAGGGAGAAAGAUGUGUUGCGCUCUCCUCCGCAGAUGGGCACUACAACAACAUGUCUUCCUAACCGCUUCUGGAGUUAAUUUAAGAUAUUGCUCAACAGUUGCACUCCAUCUCACCCACAACCUCCCUCACGCUCGCACGCACGCACACACACACACAAAUCCCUGACGCUUGCUUUGAUAGUUCCAAGACACUAUCGCUAAAAGCAUUCUCUUGGAGGUGAAUUGUGUUGAUUUAUAGAGCUGUCUAUAGUCAGAAGAACACAGGAUUCUAAAUAUCUGGCCCUGCCAUCCACACACAAACGCCAGUCAGACAGUCAGUCAGUGUGGUUGGGUUCUUAACAGCUAAGACAGAGACUAGUAUGGCCUGUCAGUGUAUGUCAUACAUCAAUGAAAGGAUGGGUGGUUUGGCAUACUGUAGGCCAGGGCUUGGGUAGGUGCUGUUAGACUGGCUCCACUAGAGGACAGUACUGUAGGCCAGGGCUUGGGUAGGUGCUGUUAGACUGGCUCCACUAGAGGACAGUACUGUAGGCCAGGGCUUGGGUAGGUGCUGUUAGACUGGCUCCACUAGAGGACAGUACUGUAGGCCAGGGCUUGGAUAGGUGCUGUUAGACUGGCUCCACUAGAGGACAGUACUGUAGGCCAGGGCUUGGGUAGGUGCUGUUAGACUGGCUCCACUAGAGGACAGUACUGUAGGCCAGGGCUUGGGUAGGUGCUGUUAGACUGGCUCCACUAGAGGACAGUACUGUAGGCCAGGCUUGGAUAGGUGCUGUUAGACUGGCUCCACUAGAGGACAGUACUGUAGGCCAGGCUUGGAUAGGUGCUGUUAGACUGGCUCCACUAGAGGGCAGAGGGUCAUUAUAAUAGUUCUCUCCUGUGACUGAGACUAAAGACAUGACAGUGUUCCUAGAGCAGUGGAUGUAUAAAAGUAAAUGUCAGUGUCUGUGCGGAUGUUGUUGUAAGCUUCACUCUGUUUAGCUGUCCAAUACUCUGGUUUCAGGUUCACUAUUGUGGUUUUAAUUAAUACCCUUUUCACAUUACUAAGCCAAGCUAGCCAUAAUAUAGUUUCUGGAACUUUUCUGGAAAAGACAAUAGCUACGUACAAAAUGGCACCCUAUUCCUUAUGUAGAGUACUACUUUUGUCUGUGUCCUUAUGAAGCUCUGGCCAAAAGUAGUGGACUAGGGAAUAGGGUGCCAUUUGAGAAACUAUCAGAGCCAGUACAUGGCAUUACAGCUUGGGUUAGCACAAUGAAAAUGUAUGUGUGUCUUUCGGAGGGGUUGGGAUAAAGUGGAAGUCAAAUUUCGGUUGAACUUUGUGUACAUUUGACAAAUAAAGUGAUCUUAUUCUUAAAAAGGUACUAGGCUCACUCACUACUGCUGUUUCAUCAACUCCUUGUACUUGUCCAUCAACUCCAGGCUGACUCAGCACAACUCUGGAUGUGUUUGCAGGUCAUGACAAGCCAGUGAGCAGUGUGGACUGGAGUCACAGCAGACAGUGGUGGCUGAGUGCCUCAGAAGACAGAACCCUCCGCAUCUGGCCUACUGGAAGUCCUGAGCCUGCCGUUACCAUGGUAAACACUCAGCACACAUACAGAAGGCACUAGUAAUUCCACCUUUGAAAGUAAACAUUUUGUUGACCAGAUUUGUUGUACACUGAGUGUACAAAACAUUAAGAACACCUGCUGUGACAAAAUUGUUCUAUCAUCAUGGCAUAAUCACUUUCCUACUCAGGUUUUUACAGUGUCCAUGAUGUGAAAAGCCUCAUGGGAUAGUAAAAGCCUAGUUAAUGAGGUUGAUGACAUACUGUGUCUCUUGGCCCGGCGUUGUGUGAUGAUGUAAGAGGGAACAUCUGCACAGAACUCUGCUCGUCUGUCUAUCUGUUUGUCUGUUGGCUAAAGAUGCAGAGCAGUGAGUAUGUGCAGAUCCUCUUCACUCCCUAACUGGACAUCACACUCUCCUAGAAGUCCCAGAACAUUUUACUCAAAUCAAAGUUUAUUGGUCGUGUGAAAUGCUUAUGAUACUGUAUAUAUCUUUCCUUUAUAUCCCCAUGCUUUCCAGGGUGGGGAUCAGUUCCAUUUCAAUUCAGUCUGAAUUCAAUUCCAAUUUUCCCAAAGACUGCUUUAAUAGUUUUGAUAGAAGCUUCUGACAAUUGGAGACAGGGCAACAAAGUUUGUUUGUCUCCAGAGUGGUUUAGAGCACGUUGUGACGUUUCAUUUUGCCAGCGUAGUCUGAUGCUUUUUUAAAGCUCCCCUCAGCUGCUCAGCUGCUGCUAACCAUCCCAGCUUAUCUCUUCUAAAUGAGGAGAUCCUAGACUUGGCAGGAACUCCAGCAGUUUGUCUAUUUGUCGUGAACUGAAGCAGUUUAAUUAAGCAUCUUGGCAACAACAAAGACAUGUAACUUGGGGAGGGAAACUAUGCAGGGUGACGAAUUAUUGCAUAUGGCUUUAAAAUGUCUGUGUAAUGAAGCUCCACUAUCUAUCAGGCGUUGGAAUUGGUUCAGGGAACAGAACCGGGAAAGAAAGUGAUCUCUAGUGUUCCGGAACAGAACCGUUAUUUUCAAAUCUUGAGAACCGGUUAAUAAUGUUAUUUUUUGUUCCAAACAUUUUCGUAAUGUUUAAACCCCCUAAGGAGACUGAAAAUAUUUGGCAUGAGUCCUCAGAUCCUCAAAAGGUUCUACAGCUGCACCAUCGAGAGCAUCCUGACUGGUUGCAUCACUUCCUGGUAUGGCAACUGCUCGGCCUCCGACCGCAAGGCACUACAGUGGAGCAGGUUGAGAGCUUCAAGUUCCUUGUAUCCACAUCACCAACAAACUAACAUGGUCCAAGCACACCAAGACAGUCGUGAAGAGGGCACGACAAAACCUAUUCCCCCUAAGGAGACUGAAAAGAUUUGGCAUUGGUCCUCAGAUCCUCAAAAUGUUCUACAGCUGCACAAUCGAGAGCAACCUGACUGGUUGCAUCACUGCCUGGUAUGGCAACUGCUUGGCCUCCGACCGCAAGGCACUACAGAGGGUAGUGCGUACGGCCCAGUACAUCACUGGGGCCAAGCUUCCUGCCAUCCAGGACCUCUAUCAAAUGGCUACCCAGACUAUUUGCUUUGUCAUGAUGUUCAGCGCUUCAAGCCAAGCCCCCUCCAUGUCCACCCCUCUCUUGCUCUCUCCCCACCGGUGAAAUUUCAGUCUCAUCUCACGCCUGCCUUAUCUGACCAGUCAAACAUGUAAAUAACUAGCUUAGGUGUUUCAUAGCAAGCUUCUGUAUCUGUGCUAAUGGGUCGAGUAAAUUAAUUAGCUAUUUUGUAAAAAACCAUGUUGAUUUCACAGGUUUAAAAAAAAGAACAAAAAGGGACUAUAUGAACCGUAAUGUUUUUGAGGUUCGAACUGGUUUAGAACUUUAUUUUCUGGUCGGAACAAACUGUCAUCCAUUCCGCAUCAAAGUUGGUGAUUUUCUGAUUAGGAUUGCAAAACUCCAGAAACUUUCCCAGGUUUUUCAAGAAUUUCUGUUACAUUAGAUAGGCUAUAUAACGUUGCAGCUCCUACAAGCCCUGGGGCUAAGCGCCUGAUGAGGCAUGACGGCCUAUAAUCACUUGGUUUGUUUUUUGGCCCUGAAAAACGCUUCACCCUUCCCCUCUCUUCCCCUCCUUUCCACUCUCUUCUACUCUCUUUCCCUCUCUUUCUCUCUCUUCCUCUCUUUCCCAUAAAAGCAUCAAAGAUAUGAAAAGAGUGGCUUAAAAAAAGAUAACCACAUAACUGCUCCACAACGAGAGCAUAGCAUGCUGACGAGGACAGGCCCUCUCCCUCUCUGCUUCAAUCCAAAGGAUAUUCUUUCAUGAGUCUCUUUUUCCACACGGAAAAUAGACAUUCCUGUGUCUUACUGACUUUGAGGCCAGGGAAAACUCCUCACAAAGCGUUUUAAAGGGAGAAAAAGAGAGGGGGAAAGAGAGAGAGAGGGAUUUCUGAAUGCAACCAACCCUCCUAUUACGAUUUAAACCCAUCUAUUAAAAGGGUAAAUCUAUUUAAUGCACAUAUGGUAUCAGGCCUUGAAAGUAGAGGCUCAUAGAGCAAGAAUUCUAUUCCAAUAGUUGUUUCAAGGUUAUUUGAGGCUAUUUUAAAUAACUUAUCAUAAUAACCCAUAUUAAACUAUGUGUAUUUCACAGUCAUCAUCUGGUUGGCCCUCAUCUGAGAGGGAUCUGAUGCAAGAUAAUUCAAGUUAUUCAUCAGGUAGUGAUUGGUUUGGUAACACUUAACCAAACACACUUUUGGUAACGCUUCAUAACUUGUUAUAAGCCUUUAUAAUUAUUUGUUUCUCCCAUUCCUUCAGGGGGGUGAUGAGAAGUUCUCCAAACCCAUCCGGGGGGCUCAGUUCUACUACCUGGAUAAGUUCCUGUUACUGGCAUCUGGUCCCUCACUACACCUCUACCUGUAUCACCUGGACAACACACGGGACGACAUUAAAAGGUAAGGAUAUGAAAGAUAGAAAAGUAGAUAGAUUGAUAGAAGUUGCCUCUGCUGACGUAUGACCCCUCCUUACACCGGUACCUCUAUCACCUGGCUGGAUAUCACACAGGAUGACAUUAAAAGGUAAUGAUAGGAACAAUAUUUUAAUGAUAGGACUGACAUUUGAAUUAUAUGAACAACACAUACUCAUCUGCCAUUGGGUCGUCUGGUGGAUAGGGCAACAAAAGGUUCCCAACCUCUGGCUGUCCUUGGUCAUCUUCUCCACUGUGCCCCAGUUACAUUUACAUUUUACAUUUUAGUCAUUUAGCAGACGCUCUUAUCCAGAGCGACUUACAGUUAGUGAAUACAUAUAUAUAUUUUUUAUACUGGCCCCCCGUGGGAAUCGAACCCACAACCCUGGCAUUGCAAACGCCAUGCUCUAUCAACUGAGCUACAUCCCUGCCGGCCAUUCCCUCCCCUACCCUGGACGACGCUGGGCCAAUUGUGCACCGCCCAUGAGUCUCCCGGUCGCGGCCGGCUGCGACAGAGCCUGGAUUCGAACCAGGAUCUCUAGUGGCACAGUUAGCACUGCGAUGCAGUGCCUUAGACCACUGCGCCACUCAGGUGCUAAUGGUGUUGGAGCUCAGUCUCCAUCGUUCUAUUGUACAUUUCAACCAAACAUUUAUAAUGCCAACUCAGCUAAGAAACACUCAUCUUUGAUUGCAUCUGAGAGGAGGCUACUGUUUUUAUUUUUUAUUUUCUUCUGACCAUGGAUAUCAACAGAUAUUUAUCCUAUGUGUCAUCCCAACAAUUUAUACUGAAAAAAAAAGUAAAUUGUUGAUCUCAUGUUUCAUGAGCUAAAAUAAAAUAUCCCAGAAAUGUUCCAGACGCACAAAAAGCUUCUUUCUCUAAAAUGUUGUGCACAAAUUAGUUUACAUCCCUGAUAGUGAGCAUUUCUCCUUUGCCAAGAUAAUUCAUCCACCUGACAGGUGUGGCAUAUCAAGAAGUUGAUUAAACAGCAUGAUCAUUACACAGGUGCACCUUGUGCUGGAGACAAUACAAGGCCACUCUAAAAUGUGCAGUUUUGUCACACACACAAUGCCACUGAUGUCUCAAGUUUUGAGGGUGCAUGCAAUUGGCAUGCUGACUGCAGGAAUGUCCACCAGAGCUGUUGGCAGAUAAUUGAAUGUUCAGCUCUCUACCAUAAGCCGCCUCCAACGUCGUUUUAGAGAAUUUGGCAGUACGUCCAACCGGCCUCACAACCGCAGACCACGUGUAACCACGCCAGCCCAGGACCUGUGGGAUCGUCUGAGACCAGCCAUGCAGACAGCUGAUGAAAUUGAGGAGUAUUUCUGUCUGUAAUAAAGCCCUUUUGUGGGGAAAAACUCAUUCUGAUUGGCUGGGCCUGGCUCCCCAGUGGGUGGCCAGCCUGGCUCCCCAGUGGGUCCCCAGUGGGUAGGCCCACCCAUGGCUGCGCCCCUGCCCAGUCAUGUGAAAUCCAUAGAUUAGGGCCUAAUUUAUUUUUUUCAAUUGACUGAUUUCCUUAUAUGAACUGUAACUCAGUAAAAUCAUUGAAAUUGUUGCAUGGUGCGUUUAUAUAUUUUUUCUGUAUUGUUAGUUGACAGCCACAUCACAGUCACAUACUUAACUGCAUUCCUGAAAAUAACUUCUGAGAACACAUUCAGAGAGAGAGAGAGAGCGCAAAGGACAAGAGUUGGCUCUCUUCACUUCCUGUUAAUGAUCAAACCAACACGAUUAUAUUCUACAGUAUCAUGUAAACAUGUCCUGACUGGGGUAUGGAAUGCACGUGAGAAGACCACCAACGAGGAGAUAGCCAUGCCAUAACAACCAUGCCCACCGCUUUAGCUGAGAAACGCUAAGCAAGGGGACAUUGAUUCAAAAUCCUAUUUUCCCUAACCCUAACACCUAACCCCUAACCCCUACCCCUAACCCCUAACCCUAACCCAUAACCCCUACCCCUAACCCUAACCCCUAACCUUAACACCUAACCCCUAACCCUAACCCCUAACCCUAACCCCUAACCCCUAACCCUAACACCUAACUAAUUGUAACUCUAACUCUUAUUGUAACCAUUUCCUCCAGGUUGAGUCUCUCUCCACAGAGCACGAUGCCUACAUUAUCAUUUCCUCCAGACUGAUUCUCUCUCUCCACAGAGCACGAUGCCUACAUUAUCAUUUCCUCCAGACUGAUUCUCUCUCUCUCCACAGAGCACGAUGCCUACAUUAUCAUUUCCUCCAGACUGAGUCUCUCUCUCCACAGAGCACGAUACCUACAUUAUCAUUUCCUCCAGACUGAUUCUCUCUCUCCACAGAGCACAAUGCCUACAUUAUCAUUUCCUCCAGACUGUGUCUCUCUCUCCACAGAGCACGAUGCCUACAUUAUCAUUUCCUCCAGACUGAGUCUCUCUCUCUCCACAGAGCACGAUGCCUACAUUAUAAUUUCCUCCAGACUGAAUCUCUCUCUCCACAGAGCACGAUGCCUACAUUAUAAUUUCCUCCAGACUCAGUCUCUCCACAGAGCACGAUGCCUACAUUAUAAUUUCCUCCAGACUGAGUCUCUCUCCACAGAGCACGCUGCCUACAUAUUCAUUUCCUCCAGACUGAUUCUCUCUCUCCACGGAGCACGCUGCCUACAUUAUCAUUUCCUCCAGAUUGAGUCUCUCUCCACAGAGCACGCUGCCUACAUGAUCAUUUCCUCCAGGUUGAGUCUCUCUCCACAGAGCACGCUGCCUACAUGAUCAUUUCCUCCAGGUUGAGUCUCUCUCGACAGAGCACGCUGCCUACAUUAUCAUUUCCUCCAGAUUGAGUCUCUCUCGACAGAGCAUGUUGCCUGCAGUACCAUAUAAUGGCUAGCAUGGCUAGCAGUCGUCAGUUCAACACCACUUAUUGGGGUGUGAGGCAAUAUUUUUAGGUCAGGACCCGUAUUCAUUCAAAGUCUCAGAGUAGGAGUAGUAAGUCAGGAUCAUUCUUGUCUUUUAGAUCACAAUGCCCAACUAUUUUGAGACACUUUUUGAAUAUGGGCCCGCAUCUGACUUUAAUUGCUAAGUACCCAGACUUGAAGCUUACAGUAAAUAUCUAAUUACCACGAUUUAACUCCAAGCACAAGUCUAUCUCUAUUCUUGUUCAGGUACCGGCAGAGGAGUACCAUCAAACUGACAAGAUGUUUGGAGACAAAGUCAGGAACAGACAUCACUGCUGUGUCAGCCAUCAACGACUUCUACUCCUGUAUCCUUCGUCACACAAUCCAGUGAUCACUGUAACUGGAAAAUAUAGGAUCAGCUAUCCACUCUCUCCUCAAUCAGAGGUAGCAGUUCAUUCAUGUCACCCUAGUCUUAGAUCAUUGUUACCAAAAGCAUUAAUCUACCGUCAUAUCUACUUACCUUAGUAGUUUAUUCUUAAUAUUAGUUACACUAUUUGAUAGUAUUAAUCUACAGUUGUUAAACACAAUUCUACAAAGCCUUUGGUUAUGGAUCAUAUUCUGUAGAGAGUCUUUAUCACCAGUGCUGAUCAACAAUAACCCAUAUCAUUCACUGACUGACAGCAAGGAAUCGCUUCAGAGAGCAGUCUCAAUUUCUAAGCAAAUUCACGAAUAACACAGUAACACAGAGUGGAAAAUAUUACAGAAUCAUCUGAUGUCUACUUUCCUUUCCACUUUGUCCGUUGCCAAGCACAACGCAGCUUAAUACCUCAGUAAAAACGACACUCAGUCCUCCAAACAUUGCUAUAAAUGGACUUUAGGGUUCAGAGGAUUUAUUAGAAAAUAAAUGUAUUGUAAAACUCUUUAACAAGGAGACAUUCGGGAUGGAGACAUUCCUGAAACAUUCAAGUAAUUGUCGAUGUCCCAAAUGGCACCCUAUUCCCUAUACAGUGCACUACUUUUGACCAGAGCCCUCUGGGUCCUGGUCAAAAGUAGUGCACUAAAUAAGGAAGAUAUUGCUAUUUGGGAUGCUGCCAUCGUGUUGAUUUAGUGCUAAGAUCAACUGUGGCAGACCGGAGGCUACACGUGAGGUUUGAGGGCCUUCCUGAGCAGAAUAGGCUAGAGCAGCAGGACCUGGGGCUGUGGGGGAUAUGACACUGUCGUGAUACCAGAAUAGUCUCGUUAAAAAUAUUGAAAUGAAUGGUUUAUUCUCGCUGAGUGGUAUACUUUACUGGAGUUUCACUUAAAGGGGCAAUCAGCAGUGGCUACAUACAUUUUUUGACUUAUAAAUUAAUGAUAUGUACCAAUUGAGUCUUGAAGAAUAUAACUUAUAAAUGCCUCAUGUGCUUAGUUCAACUGUCAUACCCCAUAGCUUCAAAACAUGGUUAAAACUAUAAUUUUGAUGUCAUGGAUGGUCAGUCCUUGCAUCCAAAGCUCUGUCUAUGAAUUUGAGAGUGGUUACAUUUCUCCAGCCCCAUCCCUCAACUUUCAAACGAAACAGGGGCAGGGAGGACCAUUGUUAUUGUUUCUACUGCUGAUUGCCCAUUUAAAAAGUAUCAAUGUGUGUUUCAAAGUGAAACUUAACUGCCCGUUGAGUACUGUAAUGGACUUUCCUUAGCAGCUGUAUGUGUCAGACAUAGUGCUGGUGUGUGGUGCUGACCGCUCCAUCCAGGUGUUGGACAUGAACACAGGGACAGUGGCCUCACAGCUCCCUGAUGCCCACAGCAGAGCUGUCCAUCACAUCACACAGAACAAGGUAAGAAGAGAACCCUGAGCACACAAGUCACAACACAUUCAAAACCAGUACAUAGGCUAGCCUAAACAUUUACCAGGAGGAGGAUUAAUCUGGGUUCAAUAAACUGGCCCUAUAUGUUGUAAAAUGUAUUUGAAUUAUGACUUUUUUAGGAAAUACAUGGAACAGUUCACAUGACAUUGUCGGCUGUUGAAUUGAUUGAGGUGAUGUCACUAUGGUUUUUUUGUCCAGGAAAGGUCAGAGAGAGAUGGCGUUAGUGAUUAAAAUACCACAUAAUGGUUGAGUCUAUAAAAGCUGAAGCCUCAUGAUCUGAGGUCACUUCCUUCCGUCAGUGGGGCUGUGAUGGCACACUCCUCCAUCUCUGGAAAGCACACUGGGUUCCUCGAAAGAUACAGCUUUAUAGGUCAAUAAAGUCACUCUGAAAAUCUGUGAAAGCAAACCCUUUCCUAGUAAUGCGAUGCCAUUUUUUAUUGUAGAUUUGAAUUUGGUGCGUUUGGCUAGCGAAUGUAUUGCAAGUUUGUAUCCUAAAAGUAAUGCAUCACUAUAAGGGAGUUUACCAGAGGACAGAUUGGAGUGGAAGAGUGCACAGUCGGAAUAGGGUGCCAUUUGGGACACAUACUCCUUGUGGAAAAGGGUGCCAUUUGGGACGCAGCCUUUGACUCUUUCACAGUCCUCCCAUGACCCAUAACCUUUCUGGAGGACAUAUGAAAGUGAGCUAGCUUGCCUUGUGCAGGCAUGCAGUGGUACGUCAGCAACACCCAUCUUCUAUCAUACUGGACAGUCAGAGGAUGUAUUCCUUGGCAGACCAGACAUGGGUGUUAUAUGAAAUAUUAUAAACUGGGUGGUUCGAGCCCCGAAUGCUGAUUGGCUGAUAGCCGUGGUAUAUCAGACCAUAUACCACGGGUAUGACAACACAUUUAUGUUUACUGCUCUAAUUACAUUGGUAACCAGUUUAUAAUAACAAUAAGGCACCUCGGGGGUUUGUGAUAUAUGGCCAAUAUACCACGGCUAAGGGCUGUAUCCAGGCACGACGCAAAGAACAGCCCUUAGCCGUGGUAUAUUGGCCAUAUACCACACCCCCUCGUGCCUUAUUGCUUAAAGAUACAGCCUUAACCUACGUUACGUAAGAAACACAGAUAUUUUUCUGGGGAUAAAAGUGUCAGCCUGUGGUGUGAAUGAACAAGACCGUGAUGAGACAGUGGAUGCAUCCUAAAUGGCACCCUAUUGUGCACUACAUUUGACCACAGCCCUAUAGGCCCUUGUUAAAAGUAGUGCACUAUAAAGGGAAUAGGAUGCCAUUUGGGACGUAGUCAGUGUUUCCAAGAGCGAAGGACUCGUCGAGCCAUCAUCUAGAUAAUUAAUCUAUUUUAGGAGUAAAGCCUCACACACACACACACACACACACACACACUGGUUAAAAGUAGUGAACUAUAUGAGGAAUAGGGUGCCAUUUGGGCCAGAACCCAAAAGUGGUCUCAGCCUCAACCAGUGCAUGGAAACAUAUGGAAAUAUCCUGUGUGCAGUAAAUGCAUACAUGUUCAAUAAAUUAUACAAGCGUAUAGGAGGGGUGUGCAUAUCAUUCCAGUCUUCGACAUAACUGUCAAAUAAUUCAACAUGUUUCAGAGCUGUUUCUAUUUAAAAUGUUAUAUAUUAUUUCAUAUACAAGACCAAGUUAUAUCUAUGAAAACCAGCCAGUUUUGUAACAAUAGGAAUAUCUAUAAGUUGCCAUGUUUUAUGUCUCUGAGAUAUAUUGGCUGGAAUAUUUAAUCGCUUACAGACAAACAGACAGUAGAUAGGGGGACAGACAAAUUAACAGACAUUUUGACAGACAGAAAAACAGGCAGACAGACAGAGACUGACACAUGGGCAGACAAGCAGACAGACAGACAAUGAUCAUGGUGUUGAACUAGGUGAAACUGGAGCAACAGGGGGACUGCAUGGUUGCACCCAUUGACCCUACUUUGUUUAUUGUGAAGAGGGGCCACGGAUCUGCUCCCGUGUUGACCUGACCCCCCAACACAGCCCUUCGCCACACACACACACACAUGCUGCAUUGUCAUCACUCAGAGAACACACACACAGUCACCGAGGCAGUAGCCUGGAUUAGCUGGGUGAACUGCACCUAGUGGCCUGGCUUAACUUGCAUUAACCCAUCCCGAUCCUUCCUUCAGCUGGGAACCACUCUCCCACACCACCUGCUCUCCCACCACCUGUCUCCCUCGGCCCAAAAACGUCUGGCACCCUUCUCCCUCACGCAACAUAGGAGAGCAUAGAAUGUAGGUAGCGUCACAAAUGGCAGCCUAUUCCCUAUAUAGUUCACUACUUUUGAGGCAAGAGGGUGUCAGUAGAGUGAGAGUCAGUAGAGGGUAAAGUAGUGCACUAUAUAGGGAAUAGGGUGCCAUUUGGGAUGCAGACACAGUGUGAUAGUCUCUUUUCACCUUGUAUUUUCCCAGUCACGCCACCCCAUUGUGUGCAGUGCAUUGUGGGCCGGUUGUACCGGCCAUGGCAUGCUGACCCGUGUUGACUCAGGUGGGGUCAUCCCUCUUUCUGGGUGCCUUAGGGCUAUGGGGCCACCUGGGCGCUGCCUGGGGGUCUUAGGGACAGUGCAGGGCAGAGGGGCCAGAGGGUUAAUGCCUCAGGAUCAUCAUGGGGAAUGUCUAUCUGUGCCUGGAAAGACUGUGUACUUAACAUAGCACACACAUAUACACACACUAGUGAUGCGUGGAUUGACUCAUAACGCGUAGUCCCAGCGGUUAUAUCUGCAGGGUUGGGUUUAGGGUCAUUAAAUAUUGUGUGGAUGAAGGGCGGGUGGUUGGCGUGUGGGUUGAAUAUAGAGAAAACAAUACCUUAAAAAAUCCUUAAAUGUAUCAUUCUUGUACAAUUUAUAUCUAUAGGCUACAUUAAGGUUUUUCUUUCAUUAUUUUAGGCUAUAUUGCAUUAGUGAGUAAGCCUAAGCUUUAGGCCCUAGCUGUACGCUUGUCAAAUAGCCUAUAUGCCAAUCGCCAAAAUACUUUUGGGAACAGGCAGAAAAAGUGAACGUCGAUCCACGAGGCAAAAAGGACAAUGUUGGAGUUUAAUUCAAUAAGAAAAAAACUGUAAAAUGGAGAGUUGAAAAUAAAGAGAAGGGAGGGCCAGAAAAGUAAUGUUUGGGAAAGAUUUAGUGAAGUGGUAAAAGAGGAUGAUAGCAGUGCCGGUUGUGAUGAUUGUGAGGCACUAUACAAAUUCGACAGUCACAAGACGGGGACUUCAAAUAGGCCUAUGGCACGUCAAGGGAACUGUAGCCUACUGUUCAGAUGGGUUACAUGAAAACUGAAAUCUGGACACUGACUGUCGGUCUAUAACCUCUCACAAAGCCUUAAUAUUAACUUCUGCAGAAUUAAGCAUUUCUUGCAGUAAAAUUAUACACCAAAUGUUGGCAACAUUUUGACUCAGGAACAGGAGUGGAGAAAUAUGAUUGAUUUAUUUCAGCAUGUUGAGAAAAUAUGAAUGCGCAGUUAGAUACCGUCUGUAGAGGUGCUGUCUUUAUCAGCAUCAUAAAAGCUGAUAGUAUUUCAACCACAUAAAAUAUGCACCCAAGCUGAACUGAAAUCUUAUCAGAAACAUGUUGGGUUGUUUUCACAGCUUUCUAUUUCCUUACAACCGGUCAAACUGAUGUAAUUUGGACAUUUUGCACAGAAAAUCUUUCCUUUUUUUUUUUUUGUUAUUGCAUUUUCUUCCCGGUCCCUAAACGUCUUUGCUCCGUGAAAGAAGCAGAGAUGACAGAGAACUUUACUGAUGUGAACUAGAUAGAAUACCCUUUUCAAUCAUUAAUGAUCAUUAUUUAGUCUUCUUGGGCAACAUAUAAUGACAGAAGAGAAGCUGCAUGUAUAUAAUUACAGACAAGUUGACUAACAAAUACCCAACCAAAAUGUUGGAAAUUAUAAGCAGAAAUCAGACAGAAACAACUCUGCACCCCCUGUUUAAAAAUCUUCCCGCUCUCUGACUGCAGCCUACAGCACAUUUUCUAUAUUAGCGGGUUAGUCGGGUGUGGGCCUCAGAUUUUCACAUACUGUCGGGCAGUUGUGGAUGGGUGAUUGUCAAUUGCAGGCGGGUGCGGGUGAACAAAAAGCUGACCCACACACACACUUGCACACAUACGAGCUCAAUCACACACACACACACACACACAGCAUACAUAACAUAGCCAACAUCCCCCUCUCCUCACCUAAUCUCCUCCCCUCACUUUCUCCCUAACCUUAUCCCUGGGCUGGCUUGGGUACUUGCACCAAGCAACAUUUUUUAAUAAAGGUAAAUCAAUAUAAAUAAAGCUGUUUAUAAGAUGUGUUGCUUACCACCAAAAAAGUAUUAAAGAGUUCAAUGUAGAGGGAUGUGUUUGCACCCUAUCUCUCUAUAUUGACUGGACAUGUGGCUCAGACAUUGUGAACUGAAGCAGCUUCUCCAGCACUGCUUCAACUUUCCAUCCUUUCCUUUGUAUGCUCUGCAAAGAUCACCUGGAAAUCGUCAGAUCAGAGCCGAGGCACUUCUCGGAAAUUACAACUUGAAAUGCCCUCUCAGACUCACUUUCCCACACUCUUAAUGGAAACCUAAACAAAACGAACCUCCGCUCCUUCAUUGUGCAUCAUCAAAUAAUCUGGUAUAAAAGUCAUAAAUUGACCCCAUGAAUAUCCCUAAAGGGCAAGAUGUUUUAGUGAGUGAAGAAACGGCCUCAGUCCAAGUCUGCGUCCAAAAUGACACCAUAUUCCCUAUAUAGUAGACUACUCUUGAUCAGCUCUGGUCAAAAGUAGUGCACUACAGUGCCUUGCAAAAGUAUUCAUCCCCCUUGGUGUUUUUCCUAUUUUGUUGCAUUACAACCUGUAAUUUAAAUGGAUUUUUAUUUAGAUUUCAUGUAAUGGACAAACACAAAAUAGUCCAAAUUGGUGAAGUGAAAUGAAAAAAAUAACUUGUUUAAAAAAAAAUUGAAAAGAUAAAUAACAGAAAAGUGGUGUGUGCAUAUGUAUUCACCCCCUUUGCUAUGAAGCCCCUAAAUAAGAUCUGGUGCAACCAAUUACCUUCAGAAGUCACAUAAUUUGUUAAAGUCCACCUGUGUGCAAUCUAAGUGUCACAUGAUCUCAGUAUAUAUACACCUGUUCUGAAAGGCCCCAGAGUCUGCAACACCACUAAGCAAGGGGCACCACCAAGCAAGCUGCACCAUGAAGACCAAGGAGCUCUCCAAACAGGUCAGGGACAAAGUUGUGGAGAAGUACAGAUCAGGGUUGGGUUAUAAAAAAAUAUCCGAAACUUUGAACAUCCCACGGAGCGCCAUUAAAUCCAUUAUAAAAAAAUUGAAAGAAUAUGGCACCACAACAAACAUGCCAAGAGAGGGCCACCCACCAAAACUCACGGACCAGGCAAGGAGGGCAUUAAUCAGAGAGGCAACAAAGAGACCAAAGAUAACCCUGAAGGAGCUGUAAAGCUCCACAGCGGAGAUUGGAGUAUCUGUCCACAGAGUUGGGCUUUACGGAAGUGUGGCCAGAAAAAAAACAUUGCUUAAAGAAACAAAUAAGCAAACACGUAUGGUGUUCGCCAAAAGCCAUGUGGGAGACUCCCCAUACAUAUGGAAGAAGGUACUCUGGUCAGAUGAGACUAAAAUUGAGCUUUUUGGCCAUCAAGGAAAACGCUAUGUCUGUCGCAAACCCAACACCUCUCAUCACCCCGAGAACACCAUCCCCACAGUGAAGCAUGGUGGUGGCAGCAUCAUGCUGUGGGGAUGUUUCUCAUCGGCAGGGACUGGGAAACUGGUCAGAAUUGAAGGAAUGAUGGAUGGCGCUAAAUACAGGGAAAUUCUUGAGGGAAACCUGUUUCAGUCUUCCAGAGAUUUGAGACUGGGACGGAGGUUCACCUUCCAGCAGGAUAAUGACCCUAAGCAUACUGCUAAAGGAACACUUGAGUGAUUUAAGGGGAAACAUUUAAAUCUCUUGUAAUGGCCUAGUCAAAGCCCAGACCUCAAUCCAAUUGAGAAUCUGUUGUAUGACUUAAAGAUUGCUGUAUAACAGCGGAACCCAUCCAACUUGAAGGAGCUGGAGCAGUUUUGCCUUGAAGAAUGGGCAAAAAUCCCAGUGGCUAGAUGUGCCAAGCUACAGACAUACCCCAAGAUACUUGCAGCUAUAAUUGCUGCAAAAGGUGGCUCUACAAAGUAUCGACUUUGGGGGGGUGAAUAGUUAUGCAUGCUCAAGUUCAGUUUCACAAUAAAAAGUUGUUUCCAUUCCAGCAGUCAGCAGAGUAAUGCAGCUACAGGCUCUCAGCACCCUAUUCAGGUGUGACUACUCUCUCUCUCUCUCUCUCUCUCUCUCUCUCUCUCUCUCUCUCUCUCUCUCUCUCUCUCUCUCUGUCUCUGUCUCUCUCUCUCCUCUCUCUGUCUCUCUCUCUCUCUCUCUCUCUCUCUUCUCUCUCUCUCUCUCUCUCUCUCUCUCUCUCUCUCUUCUCUCUCUCUCUCUCUCUGUCUCUCUCUCUCUCUCUCUUUUCUCUCUCUCUUCUCUCUCUCUCUCUCUCUCUCUCUCUCCUCUCUCUCUCUCUUCUCUCUCUCUCUCUCUUUAUUAUUAUGAUUAUUUUUACCCUUAUUUGACCAGGUAAGUUGACUGAGAACACAUUAUUAUUUACAGCAAUGACCUGGGGAAUAGUUACAGGAGAGAGGAAGGGGGAUGAAUGAUCCAAUUAGAGGCUGGGGAUGAUUAGGUGGACAUGAUGAUAUGAGGGCCAGAUUGGGAAUUUAGCCAGGACACCAGGGUUAACACCCCUACUCUCUCACAUUCAGGGGUUAUCUCUACUGUCUCUCUCUUUCCAAAUGUUUCAGGCCAGGUCUCCCUUCAUUUGGACUACCUGUUUAACACAAAAGUCAGGGUGCUAAAUUACCCAGCGAUUAUUCUUUGCAGCCUUAUGUAUAUAAAUUAUGAAUAAUAUAUGUAUUAUAGAACAGGGUUUUUUUAGAAGGACACACCGUAGCAAAACGUUUUGCCACAGAAAAUGAAAUCUGUGGUCUUCGGACACGUUUGGGUAGUACCUCCCUGUUUCACCCUGUUUAAAAUGUGUUCUUUCUACUUAACUUGACACAUAAUUAUUUUAUAUUAAUUACAUUAAAUUUAACAUUAAAGAUGGAAUCUGCAGUAGGGGAAACAGCAUGUAAAAAAAAAAGUGCAGUACAUAUUGCUCUCGUCUAUUGCGCGUGCAAUGUUGACCAAGGGGAAAAAACAGUGUUUGUCAUUUGCAGUAACUUCUUUGUUGUUCUAAUAUCUUAAACGGAAGUGUCUGUUUCACCAUUAAGGAUUCCAGCUUUAAUAUCUUCUUUGUUUAUUUGUUUAUCCUCCAGGGCUCUAUGUUCUGUAGCCAGACUUCAGACUCCUACAACCUCUUCCUGACCAGCGCAGUGACAGACGGAGUUAAGCUGUGGGACCUGAGGACACUCAGGUUGGUUGGUCAAACUCUACUGGUUCUUACUCUGUUCUUAACCACUGUUAACCUAUUCUCCUCUACUGAAUCUCACUGUGGCAACACUCACUCUCAACCACUGCUGACUGUGAUGAGGUGAUUUCGAAGGAGUCAGGCGCAGGAGGGUAAAUCACAGAAUAACAGGAUUUAUUCUGAAACACAGAGUUACGGAGUAAUGCGUCAAAACACCCCAGUGUGCAAAACAGGCACACUGGAAAAUACAAGGCACACGGGGAAAUAUCCCGGCGAACACAAAAUACGCGGAGCUCCACCAAGCUUCUCUUUCCUCCACAAUAAACAAUCACACACAAAGACAAGGGGGCAGAGGGAACACUUAUACAGGUACUGAUGAGGGGAUAUGAAGCAGGUGUGUGUGAACAACAAGACAAAGCCAAUGGAAUGAUGAGAUGAGGAGCGGCAGUGGCUAGAAGGCCGGUGACGACGAACGCCGAAGCCUGCCCUGUCACGGAUUCUGCUGAGACUGCCCUUCCUUCUGGCUCGGGCAGGCUUCGGCGUUCGUCGUCACCGGAGUACUAGCUGCUGCCGCUCUAUGUUAUAUGUUUCUAUGUUCACUUGAUUGUUGUCUGUUGUUGCGCACCUGUUCCCCAUUAUGUUAGUUUGUCUGCCUAUUUAACCUGUACACGUCCACUGUUUGGUGUGCGUGUUUAUUUUAUGCUACGAGUGUCAUUAUUGUGAGCGGGUUUUGCUCCUCCUUUGUUGUUUUGGAGGAUAUUCUUUGUAUUUCUUUACUACUCAGUAAAGUGAUUCUUCAUCUCAUUCUGUAUCCUGCGCUUGACUCUGGCCUACUGCAUUCCACCGACAUUCGUGACAUGCCCGAACAAGGAGAGGUGGCAGCUUCGGAGGAAGUCGUGACACUGACUCUCACCCUCAACUGACUCACCCUCAACUGACUCACCCGCAACUGGCUCUAACCCUCAACUGGCUCUAACCCGCAACUGGCUCUAACCCGCAACUGGCUCUAACCCGCAACUGGCUCUAACCCGCAACUGACGCUCACUCUGGCACACCGCACCAUGGUUGCCCUAUUUCUCAUGCAGUUGGAAUCACUAAUCCUUUUCACUCACACACACUUGAUUUUUCACAUUUUUCAGACUUUGAUUACUGAUUAA